GACCCCAUCCACCACCAAACAUUCAACCAUUUCACUUCCAUUUUCCAUAGAAAACCUUUCGCAUCUGAUACCUCACCACACAUGGAUUCGUUCGGCGGCGCAUACUUCACCGACGAGAAAGCAGCGAAGGUGGAGAACAUCUUCCUCGAGUUCCUCAAGAGCUUUAGGUUGGAUCAGAACUCACGAGAACUGUUCUAUGAAUCGGAGAUUGAAGCGAUGAGGCCGAAUGAGUCGAAUACCAUGUUUAUUGAUUUCUCGCAUGUUAUGCGGUUCAAUGAUGUGUUGCAGAAAGCUAUUUCUGAUGAGUAUUUGAGGUUUGAACCGUAUUUGAAGAACGCGUGUAAGCGAUUUGUGAUGGGACAGAAACCGACAUUCAUAACUGAUGACAAUCCUAAUAAGGAUAUAAAUAUUGCUUUUCACAAUCUGCCUAUCAUAAAAAGACUGAGAGAACUGAGCACAUCUGAGAUAGGUAGACUAGUGUCGGUAACGGGAGUGGUGACUCGAACAAGCGAGGUUAGGCCUGAACUGAUCCAGGGCACUUUUAAGUGCUUGGAGUGUGGAACCAUUGUUAAGAAUGUUGAGCAACAGUAUAAAUACACUGAGCCAAUGAUAUGCAUGAAUGCUACAUGUUCAAAGAAAGGAAGAUGGACACUUCUCAGACAAGAAAGUAAGUUUGCGGAUUGGCAGAGGGUUCGGAUGCAGGAAACAUCAAAAGAAAUACCUGCAGGGUCACUGCCGCGAUCGUUAGAUGUCAUUCUACGCCAUGACAUUGUUGAGCAGGCUAGGGCUGGUGACACGGUGAUCUUUACGGGCACUGUAGUUGUGAUACCUGACAUAUUGGCAUUGGCAGCUCCUGGAGAAAGAGCGGAAGUUCGUAGAGAAGGUGGUCAAAGUCAACGCACUGGCGGUGGUAGUGUCCAAGAAGGUGUCAAAGGUCUUCGUGCAUUGGGAGUUAGAGAUCUUUCGUAUAAGCUUGCGUUUAUUGCCAAUUCAGUGCAGAUUUGUGAUGGUAGAAGGGAUGCUGACAUACGAAAUAGGAAGAGGGACGCCGAGGAUGAUGACACUCUACGGUUCACGUCGGAGGAGGUAGAUGAGGUUACACAAAUGAGACGUACUCCUGACUUUUUCAACAAGCUUGUCGAUAGUAUGGCCCCUACUGUUUACGGUCAUCAAGACAUCAAGCGAGCAAUCCUGCUUAUGCUUUUGGGUGGUGUCCACAAGUUUACUCAUGAAGGAAUCAAUCUUCGAGGAGACAUCAACGUUUGUAUUGUUGGGGAUCCCAGUUGUGCCAAGUCUCAGUUUCUCAAGUACACAACAACUUUAGUUCCGAGAUCUGUAUAUACAUCUGGGAAAUCAUCGUCUGCUGCUGGAUUGACUGCUACUGUCGCAAAAGAGCCGGAAACCGGAGAGUUUUGUAUAGAGGCUGGUGCACUAAUGCUUGCUGACAAUGGUGUUUGUUGUAUCGAUGAGUUUGACAAGAUGGAUGUAAGAGAUCAGGUUGCCAUACAUGAGGCUAUGGAACAACAAACAAUUAGUAUUACAAAAGCAGGAAUACAAGCAACGUUGAACGCAAGGACGUCUAUUUUGGCUGCUGCAAAUCCCACUGGAGGCCGCUACGAUAAGUCUAAACCGUUGAAGUACAAUGUUGCCCUUCCUCCAGCCAUCCUUUCAAGGUUUGACUUGGUAUACGUCAUGAUUGAUGAUCCUGAUGAUACAACAGAUUAUCAUAUUGCAAACCACAUAGUGCGUGUGCAUCAAAAGCGUGAAGCAGCUGUUGAUCCAACAUUCACCACUGCACAACUGAAGCGUUAUAUUGCAUACGCCAAGUCAAAAAAGCCGAAGCUAAAUGCAGAAGCCAGACAACUUUUGGUGGAUUCUUACGUUCAUCUCCGUAAGAGUGAUACGGCUCCAGGAAGUAGAGUCGCAUACCGUAUGACAGUCAGACAGUUGGAGGCACUAAUCAGACUGUCAGAGGCAAUUGCCAGAUGUCACCUGGACGAUGAGGUUCUUCCACGUCAUGUUACUUUAGCAACUAAACUCCUAAAAACUUCAGUAAUCAGUGUGGAGUCACAAGAAAUUGAUUUGACCGAGUUUCAAGAUGAGAAUAUAGAACAUGGUGAUAACGAAGAAAAUGGUGAUAUUGGAGAAAACGGUGAAGCUCAGCCAGCUGGCGCAGAUGCUGACACAAAUAAUAUGAACCCAGAAAAUGCAGACGGGGCUGGAGGGAAGAAACUUGUUAUAACAGACGAAUACUUUCAAAGGGUUACUCAAGCUCUUGUGAUGCGUCUUAGACAGCAUGAGGAAACGGUUCAGCGAGAAGGGAGUGGGUUAGCUGGAAUGAGGCAAAGGGAUCUGAUACAGUGGUAUGUGAAACAGCGGAAUGAAAGUGAGGCCUACGAAAACGAAGAAGAGGCAAAGGCUGAAGUCACCAAAGUUAAAGCUAUAAUAGAGAGUUUGGUAAGAAGGGAAGGGCAUUUAAUUGUGGUGAACGAAGAGGAAGUGCCGCCACAAGGGGAGGAUGAUGGAAAUGCCAGACGGCCUUCUCGGAACAACAGGAUUCUUGCAGUGGCACCCAACUAUGUUCUUGAUCAACUCGACUAAUUUAUCGGCUUUGUGAUACUAGUUAUUUGGUAGUUUCAGAAACUAGACACCAAAUUUCAUUGUAAAGCUUGUGAUGCUGCUACAGCAAUAGUAUGAGUCUAGGUAUGUGCUCUAUGUAGUUCUGUUUCAUCCUUUGUUUUGGAACAUAAAAAACUUUUUUAUUAUUUAAAAACCGGAUAUUGGUGUGUGGCUUGUACUUGUCACUGUUCACACUA
Messenger RNA from Helianthus annuus (common sunflower), 2816 nucleotides. Its product is annotated as DNA replication licensing factor MCM6. Gene Ontology annotation, biological process: DNA replication initiation; mitotic DNA replication; double-strand break repair via break-induced replication. Gene Ontology annotation, molecular function: ATP binding; single-stranded DNA binding; single-stranded 3'-5' DNA helicase activity. The transcript has 18 exons. Gene Ontology annotation, cellular component: MCM complex; nucleus. The coding region runs from base 82 to 2601 and encodes 839 amino acids. NCBI's taxonomy places the organism in Eukaryota, Viridiplantae, Streptophyta, Magnoliopsida, Asterales, Asteraceae. The record is from RefSeq and is a predicted model, not a curated record.